Molecule: messenger RNA, 763 nt
Organism: Helianthus annuus (common sunflower)
Lineage: Eukaryota; Viridiplantae; Streptophyta; Magnoliopsida; Asterales; Asteraceae
Product: tubulin-folding cofactor A
Exons: 4
Coding region: 224-565 (113 amino acids)
Biological process (GO): post-chaperonin tubulin folding pathway; tubulin complex assembly
Cellular component (GO): cytosol; microtubule cytoskeleton
Molecular function (GO): beta-tubulin binding
Source: RefSeq, a predicted model, not a curated record
CGUCGGGUUGGAUAGGAGCGCAAAAGGUUGAAAACCGGUUCAUCAGGCACCAACAACCCAGAUUCUCAGAGUCCGGCCCACAUUCUGCUCGGGUCGGAUGAAAUCUAAAUCCAAUGAAUUCGAAAUGAAAAGCGUGAGGGAGUAGAAGAGCCAAAGAGCACCAGCCGAUCAUCACCCGAUCACAAUUGCAGACAACAGACAACCGGUACUGUAAUAAGGAAAUAUGGCAACUAUUAGAAAUCUGAAAAUCAAAACAGCGUCAUGCAAACGUAUUGUGAAGGAGCUACACUCUUACGAGAAAGAGGUUGAGAGGGAAGCAGCCAAGACGGCUGACAUGAAGGAGAAGGGUGCUGAUCCUUAUGAUCUUAAGCAACAGGAAAAUGUGUUGGCGGAAUCGAGGAUGAUGAUUCCUGAUUGUCGUAAACGCUUGGAGUCCUCACUAGCUGACCUAAAAGGAAUACUGGCUGAGCUGGAAGAAGCAAAGCAAAAGGAAGGACCUGAAGUGACUGAAGCUGAAAGCACUGUUGCUGAUCUUGAGAAGUUAUUUGAGACAUCAGAAUCUUAGUAUGUUGGGCUCAGUUCUUGUUUGCUUAAACAAAUUCUAGAAUGCUCAGGAUCUUUAUUCUGUGUUUGUUUUGUCGGCGGGUAUGUAUGCUCUUAUCUCUGACGUCUUUACUCGUCUAUUGUCGAGAAAUCUAAUGUUUGAAAGUCGGGCAUAUUAAGAAUUCAUUUCAUUUCUUGAACGACUUUGCCGUUACGUGCA